AUGCAGUUGGUAUGGAUAUUCAUUUUGUUUGAUAUAUUGUUUACUUCUGCGAUUGAAGAAGUAAAAAAAGCAUGGGAAAAAGGUAUGUCCCGUGAGCUAAAUAGCUCGGAAGUCAAGAGGCUAGAAGAAGAACUUGGGAAUGUUGCAGGGAUGGAUAUGAAUGGUUUGAUUCCAUUGAUCUUUCAUGAAAACGAGGUUAUUGUGUCACCUGUUACUAAAUACAGGGAUAUCGAAGAUAGUAAAAGAAAAUAUGUCGAGAACAUUAUCGAAAGACUUCCAAGCCUAGCAUGGGAGUCGAUGGUGGGCAUCUAUGUCCCAAAACACGCUGAUUGGAUCUGGAAGUUAAUGAAUGAUAUCUUCUUCAAAGGAAAAUACCGUGACAAUUUUGAUGUUCUUGAUACGUACCGAGGAGGGAAAUCAAAAAGGCUUGAGCCGAGGUUAGUGGAUCUGAUUAUGAACAUAUUCAAAAGAAAUGCUGAAAUGUUGAAGGACUUUGGAGAAAGUCUUUCUAAUGAAGCAAAAAAGAAGAUGGGAGAGAUAUCAAAGAACAUGGAUAGCAAGAAACGAGAGAAAGAGGAGGAGAUAUUAACCAAGGUCCAAAUAUAUGGAAAGAGUCUGUGCACCAAAUCAAAAAAAGAACAAAUAAUAAAAGCACAGAAAAUAGUGUGUGAUGCAUGCGUGUAUCUUUGGGAGAGAGAAAGACAGAACAAGCUUCCUUCUUAA
Messenger RNA from Encephalitozoon intestinalis ATCC 50506, 723 nucleotides. RefSeq lists its product as uncharacterized. The record is from RefSeq and is a predicted model, not a curated record. The transcript has a single exon. Bases 1 to 723 code for a protein of 240 amino acids. NCBI's taxonomy places the organism in Eukaryota, Fungi, Microsporidia, Unikaryonidae.